Amoebophrya sp. A120 is the source of this 10695-nucleotide messenger RNA. The record is from the annotation of a GenBank genome assembly. NCBI's taxonomy places the organism in Eukaryota, Dinophyceae, Syndiniales, Amoebophryaceae.
UCCAUCGGUUUUAUUUGUUCUGAAUUUGCUCACUUUAAUAAAGAUAAAGGUUUCAUUUUCCUCAGAUUCUCGUGGCAUUUCAUGCUAGUACCAAAUCAACAUGUACAUGAUGCAGUUGCAACUCUUUUACUAGCGAUAGUGUUUGUGUUAGUGUAAUAUUACCAGUAUCGUAGACCUGGAGAACAGGUGUUGGUAGUUAUGGUUCUUAUUGGGUGAAGAUGUCUGGCUUGAUAAAUAGUGGGUCAGAAGUCCUCAUGACAACGCCUAGACCUGAAUAAGCAUUCAAGAAAGUAUAAGAAGAACAGAAAUGGCGCACGUGGAGUAUCUACCUGCCGGUCGGACGACUGAGUUCCUGCCCGAUCAUCUAGUGCAUACCAUCGGACGAUGGAGGCACAGCAACCACCAAAAAGUGCUUGCUUUGUUGAAGAAUGGUCCCUGCUCCGCCGAGGAGAUGGCCUAUGGUAAAAGUAGAAGAAAAGUAGUCGUGAGAGUAAGAAACUUCGGAUUCGGCGAACACGUGCAGCAUAUUUUCUAAGGCCCUGCCGACUCAUCAACAUAUUUAGCCUGCCUGCUUUUUGUUCCUAAACCUAAACCUCACGCACGCCCUCUCAGUGCAGGAUAGAUGAUGACGAUGACGAUUAGCCUACUUGUUUUUUAAUUUAUUGUCAUGAUGUUGAUCAAAAAACACACAAGAACAUUUAUCUCCAGCCCUGCGUCUAACCGGUUCGUUGGGCGAACAGCCGGAGUGUGAGGAUAGCGGCACAGUGGGCAUUGCGGGGUUGCUCGAACUGUGCGAGGCCUUCUGGAUCCAGGUGAAUGAGCAUCUUGAGACUUACCCGAUAAAUGUGCAGAGCAAAAUCCUUGACUCCGUUGCUAUCCUGACGAAGCUGCUGCUGGAUCCGAAGUGUUGCGGAGACGAGCUGCGCGCCGAAGAGAGCCUGCCGGCGCGGACAAAGGCCACACUCGAACAGUUUCGCAGUGAAGUAGAGAACUGGUGGCCAAGCUUGCGACCAGCGCAUCUUCCCCCGAACCAGGAUGAGGGAGCAACCGAAGAGGAUAUUAGCGGCUUCGCUACUCCCGGGGAGGGUGUCGUGGUGCACAACAAUGUUGUGGGGGCUACAACGAGUGGCGGCCGCUCAUCCGUCGCGAGUUUUCACACGGCAAUGUCGACACCGCCGGCGAGUUCGUCCAGCGCGGUGGCUGCGGGGCCGCUGGAGGUAGUGGGUGGGUCGUCGUCUUCCUCGGCGCCACCACGACGCUUGUGCCUGAUCACGCCCACAAAGUUUCACGCCGCCCAGGUCAAAGACCCGGGCCAGCGCGACGCGGAGCGCGAAGUCGAGUCGCGCUUUGCGCAGAGUUGGGCGCGGCACGACAUCACCGCCCUUCUCACGGAAGAGGGCAUGCGGGCGGACAUGGAGGAGCGAGCGAAGCUCAAAGCCAGACUGAUCAAGGACCUCAUCCUGCCUAAUUGGAAAAAGCCCGUCGAGCUGUUGUUCGCGCAGCUCCGGCGGGCAGCCAGGCUGGACAAUGGCGCCGGCAACGGCGAACACGACAACCUGGCCGGUGCCUGUGGACACCUGGUUGGCGUCAUCGCGCUCGCAACAAAGCACUGCGAGGACCCCAGGAUCGCCACCGAGCUAGUGAGCUUUCUUGCGACGGGUAUUGAUCCGUUGCAGAAGAUCGGAGUGCUGCAGUGCCGGUUACUGGUGUUGCUACUGCCUAAUUGCGUCCUGCAGGAAACCAUCGUUGACGGGCGGCUGUGGAGGUGGUGGGGGAUUCUCGAGGAAGGAAAACUUGCGAAGUUUGACAUGAUGUGGUUUAAGGUGCUAGCCAGGUUCGCCAAAAACAGGUGGCGCGGCGGCCUUGCUUGUUGUGACGAGGAGGUGCAAGAGAAAGCGGCAACGGUGCUGGCGCGCAAGAGCACCUGGCUCUUCAAUAAGGUGCUGCGCCGCAUGUGUCUACCGCUGUUCUCGCCGGUGGCCAGCACGCUCGACGCUGCCACGGCCCAGGCGAAGCUGGAUACGUCCCGCUAUGGCGAGACCUACAAGCUCCCGAACUCUUUGGAGCAAUUGAUGGGCCCGGUAUCAACCUGGAAAUUCGUCACCAAGUUUCUGGUCUACUCCUUGGAAUCCGACCCUGGACUCGGAGUUGUUGCCGAGGACCCGAAAGGCUCUACUACUGCAAGGUCUUCUGACAAGCUUGCAGGUAGUGCAGCAGCUUCGCCCAGCACUACAACCUCGUCCUCAGCCAACAUGUUGUAUUGGCAAACCUUGGAGCUAUUGCUUCGCCGCAUUUUCCCCUACAUUCAGGGAGACCGAGGCGAAUGGUCCUGGCACGUGAUGACUUUCAUCUACCUCCUCACCAAUGCCUACGCUAUGCGGGCGUCUCGCGAGCGCACCCGCGCGCGCGGCGCCGGUCGCCUGCUCCGAGCCCCAUCAAAAUCCAGGGAGCUGCCUUUCCUGUCUAAGGAUGCAGACACGUACUUUUGCUUUCUCGUGGUUCCAUUGUUGAAAAAGACCAUGGUGCAGCGCGACGCGUACGCACAGCACGCGUCGCUGGACUCGCUGGCCCGGCUAGCACGGCUCACGAACGACGACACGUUGAAAGUUUCGCAAGUGUCCACAGAACUAGAGAUCUCCAUGGGCAGCGCGACCGUAGAUGAGGUUUUCAAGAAGUACAGUUCCAGUUUCUCGCUUUUCCACCAGUGGGACGUGGAGAAUUCGCUCCACAGCCUCUUCUGCUCCGGUUUGGAGGUUUUGAACGACCCCAGUCAGGCGACGCGGAUCAACGGCAUCUUCCGGCUCUUCGCCAGGCUGAUGCCUUCCGUGCUGCGGUUCUUCCCUUCCUUUGUGCCACAAAUUCUGGACCUUAUUCUAGUGGGUAUCGACCCUACGGACUCCGCCAAGACGCUGGCGGUCGCCGCACUGAUUGUAAACCUGUUCAGCUCCGUGCCCUGUCUGGACAUCGGCGACCUCCCAAGCGAGCAGAAGUCCGACGCGACCGCCAGGGCACCGGCGCCGCUCACCUGCCGGGAUGAGGCAUAUCCUGGCGAGAUGGUGCUGCGAGUUGGCAGUUCUGUUAGUUCAUCGUCUUCAGGAAGAAGUGGUGCUUCUGCAGAUGUUGAUCGCGCCUUUUGGGAGAAGUGGGAGGAGGAGCGCAAGUCCGGUGCUGUCAUGGCAUCCAGUGCCAUGCCUGGGUUUGCACUGGACCUGUUCGACCGCAGUCUGCAGUACAUUCUGGACACCUCGCUGGAUGGGGGCAAGAAGGGGCAAGCUUUGAACACCGGGCAGGCGCUCGACAAGGUAAACGGCAACCUGCUCUUUAUCUGCAACUUUUUGGUGCUCUCCCAAACGUCCACAAGCAUCCAGAAUCAGGUGCUCGAGCGGAUGAAGGAGUUUGUGCAGGGAGAGAUCCACAAGGACAAAAUUAAGACGGUGAAGGGUCUGCUGCAGGCGAUCGCGCGCGCCAUGCCGGAAGCCGCACUCCGGGAGCUGUUGCCGCUGCUGGUGAAACGCAUUGAGUCCGGGCGCAGCGGGCACGUAGAGGUGUUUUACUGCAUGAGUCUGCUGCAAGGUCUGGUGCGUUUAGUGGGAGGCACGGCCCUGCUGCCUUACCGCCAGGAGCUGGAGCGCGUCCUCAGCUUCGGUUUGAACUACUGCAAGCAGUCCACCAGCGAAAAGGCCGCAGCAGUGAGUGGCGGCACAGACAACAGCAAGGAGAACCGCGCGGUUCACAAGGCUACCGCAAAGUUAUUUCGACGUCUCUUGGCCGCGCUCGGGAGCAGCUACAUCGUGAACGACUUCCGCGUGGUCAGCGAAAAGGAUUGGAGGAAUGGGCUGACGCAGCAGCAGGUCCAGAACCUGUGGGCGCAAGUGCCGUGGUGGCGUUGCUUUCCGCUGCGCAAGCCGGUUUGGUACGUCCCAGGCGUGGAGGAGCUCGCGUGGGCUACGGAACUCGGCAGCACAGUCGCCAGCAAUAUUCUUCAUCUGGUGUGCGCCGCCUACGUCGGCGGGAGUGUUGCCGUCUCAGGUGGAACUACGACCAGCAAUGCAAGAACAACGAAAGACGCUGCAGAUGCUCCUCCCCCAUCCGCUGAUGCGAUGGAUGUGGACACGCCAACGCCCGGAGCGCAGGGAGGUGGUUUUUUCAAAAGAUGCAAAACUGCCGCUGCCUGGAUCGAGGAGCUGCUCGAAACGCCAGACACGCCAUGCGAUGCUGCAAAAUCGAAGGACACUGGGGACUGGGAAGCGCUGAAGGACGACGCAUCAUCCAUAACAUUCGAAUCACACACAGAAACACGCACCGAAUUCCGUCGGGCGUUUAAAGUCAUUCACCAACUUGCCGAAUCCAGUGGCGCCCCGGGUUUGCGGCUGGUUGGUGGGUGCAAGGAGGACUUCGACUUGCUGGAGAGUGAGCAAAGCCAAGUUGCUACGGCGGGAGCUGGUGGAAAGAGGAACGCAAGUCGGGUUCAACUGCUGCGCAACUUUUCUCGGCAACCCUUUCUCCUCGCGGACCGGGUGCUCAGCCUUUUCAAGGCCUUGCUGCGAGGGGGACACGCACUCUGGGCUGACGAGCUGACCGACUACAAAAUCUGGACGGCGCCGCAGUCGUUUCCACACUUCUUCGAGCCACUCGCGAUUGCCAUGCGCCUCAUGCUUGAAAAGGGCCUGAUGGGAAGUAAUGCGGAGACGGUCGCGGUCUCCGAAGAGCUCGAUGCUGCACUUCUUCACGCGGGGGACCCGCCAGCGGGGCAAAGCAAGUUGGCAACGACAUCCGCAGCAUCGUCCUCGUCGGCCGCUGCUGCCACUACAUCCACAGCAGCUUCGCUAAUGCCGCUCCCCUCUGCCGUGGCGGGUACGGGGCUCACGUCUCCCCAGGUGACGAAAAAGUACUUGCGCUGCGUUGCGGAGCUGUGGAUGAACCAGAUCCCCUGCAACUCAGGGUCGCUGUUCCGCACGAAGCGACCAGCGGGCAGCCAGCGCGGCGACCCGUUCUUGACUUGGUACAUGAAUCUGUUCGGCGAGUCAGUGAUCUAUUCCCUGAAAAUUAACCAUCCCCGCCCAAUUUGUCAGGCGAAAUAUGUACGGAAAUUCUUUGCUUUUCAUGCGGUUGAAGGUCGCCGAAAAUGCUUCCUCGCCCACCCUCCGGGGAGGGGAUCCUUGGCCUGUGGAGCUGGCUGCGGGUGUCCACUACAUGAUGACGAUGAUUCAAAAAAUGGAUGGUAAUGGUUAAUUUUCAGGGAAUAUGAUCUCGCAGAUGGCGCAGACACACUAUCUGGCGAAGCACCGCGACGUCCCAAGGCUGUGGUGGACGCAGAAACUCUGCGUCACCGUGGACAGCCACUCCGCCGAUCGGGUGAUGGCGGGCUACACCUAUCAGGGGCAGCGGCGGCAUCUGUGCGAGCUGUUACUGGAAAUCUCACUCGGGUCGCCGGACGCGCAGAUCCGGCAACGGGCCCAGGGUCUGCUCAGUCGCGGGGCGCGAAAGCACAUCGGUGCCAAAGGCUCCCUGGCGCAGAACUUUGCGGUGCGGCUGCGCGGAGUCAAAUACCAGAUGCAGGGGCUUCUGCGGCAAAUCGACUUCUCCGAAGAGCAGAAGAAGGCAUUUGCAAACCAGCUCAACGGGAUCUCAUUCACGGUUGGUGGAACCAUGCGAAGCAUGCUGAUCACCCUGUGGCGCGGAAGAGGCCGCGCGUCCGCAGCAUUUUGCUACAAGCUGAUGGACCUCCUGUAUCAUCUCUCGAUUUCGCACCAGUCGAGCAAAGAGGUCGUGAAGACCACUGUUAUGGGAUUGUAUUCAGUUUUGAAAUCGACAAAGUUGGAAGAUUCUGCAAAAAUGCACAAAAUCAAAUUCAAAAUCGACACCAGUUUAUUUGUUGUUGUGGCCCUACAAUUUCUGUUUCUAGUAAGCGCAUGACAUUAGAUUUCGUCGCACCUUGUUCAUACAAUUUGUCAGGCUGAGGCUGUUUCAUUGGGCGGCAAUUAGAAAAUGAAAACCUGUUUCCGUGGUCAACAAACAUGCAACUCCCGUACAGCUGUAAGUAUCUGUGUCUCUGACGCAUGUCCCUAAACAGGCUCACAAGCAGCCUUAUAAAAUAAAUUCAUGGCACUUGGCAUUUCAUGCGUUGCAAAUCAGUUCUUCAUCGGCUUUGUCAAUUUCGAGCCUGGCGCCUCCACAAGUGUGCUACAGCGAGUAUUUUGCUGUGUCGACGCGUGGAUUGUAUGAAGGAAAAGCACUAGUGAUCAUCUUCCGGACUGCUGCUACUCCCAAAUAGAAAAAAGCGAGUUGGUUGCCACCUGCUUAACUCCUUUCGUGAUGCAAAACGCCCCCCUCCAAACAAAAUCACUCGCGGCUGCAUGGAAAUGCGCGAUUUUUGAUGUUGUAUUGUAUGCAAAUCCGCGUGGCAGAGGACUGCGGCUUUUUGCAGGGCUGUCAUCUGCAGCUGUCCUUACGAUCAGCACUCGCUUCUCCUUUAUAGACUGAGCACCGCGACCGGCCGUGCUAUACCAAAAAACGAAAAAUGCGGGAAAGCGUUGCCGUAUCGCCUGACGACGAUGACCAAGAAAGCAAAGGCCGAACAAAUCUGUUGCUGGAUAGCCAGAGCCCUUGGAAGGUAAGUAAGAAGUUCCCUUCAGAUUACGAUGAACAACACCUCUGAGUCUGAGCAGCUUCAGAUAGUAUUUAUUCUGUCAUUGUAUACUAUACAUAGAUAGAGAUACUAUGCUUACGAUUAUGAUACGUCAGAACAGGGUAUAGAUGCUCUUGAUUGCUGUGAUCAACGCCAACGGCAGUUCCGAAGUACUUCUCAUCGAAGAAAACUGCGCAAGAACCGCAAACAUCUAUGUAUAGUCCUCGCAGCGUGGUUAUUUUUUGUGUGCUUCGUUGAUAUGUAACAAGGAAAUGCAAGAGGAACACGUCCACGAACAAUGCGCAAACAGAGAAGCAAGCGGAAUGUUUUUCGUGAUUUUCACACAGAUCGAGGACUUUUUGGAGAUUUUUCGACGACCGGACUGCCACUGGCGUGUCAAAACCGUGUUGCUGGUAGUGGCUAUGGUACUUUGCCACCACGCAGAUGGGCCGGAAAACUUAUGGGAGUUGAUCCUGAGGGAAGCGAUUCCGGUACUUCAACCCACAGCGCAGCAGGGCUUGAUCCGCGCGAGCGUGCUGGCGAUGGUGUUCGGGUUCCGAAAGCACCCUGGUUUGGUUCGCCUGGUGCCGGAUUGCUACCCCGGUGGUUGGGACGCCUUUUUUGCCGCCGCCGCAGAGGCACUGCCACAGUUGGCGCGGAACGUGGCAGGGACAGGUCAGGACCCUACACGGGGCACGUUUGACGCGAUGCGGUCUUUUCGUGUGACCUUCCCCACCUCCUGGAUCCGGCACAGCGGGGCAAACUUUUCGACCUGCAACGCGCUGUUCUGGCAGACGGUCGUUGCCGCUAUGCUGAAGCAAGGUGACGCACUCGCCGCCGUGGUCGAAAAUGGGACCAAGACGAUUGCGGCGUUCUGCGCGGCAAAACCCAUGCAAGAAGAACACUACCACACCGCGGUGAUAGAAGUCACCGCGGGUGUGCUCCGCGCGGCGCGAAAGGUGCCCGACUCGGUGAAGCAAAUGUGGGCCGUGCUGCAUUCCGUGCUCCGCACCGAGAUCCUCACGUGCAGCAAAGAGGCGCAGAGCGACUGGGCGGAUUGUUUUCGGUACAUCGUGACCGGUACCAGCAAGAAACUCCGCCUUCCUGCUGGAGAGGAUGGCGGAGGCCAUGCCGUCAGCAUCGGUAUCCAGCGCAAAGAACAUAGUAAGUAUUUGGACUUGGAGUUGCAUGAUGUUGUUUUUCUUCCUUAUUGCUGGUGGCGGAAGUAGAAAUAGAAAUACGUCGCGCAAUGCGCGCCUCAAAGGCCCAUAUACAUAGUUGUACUUUUGCGACGAAUACGAUACUUUGAUGGCUUUUGCAGGCCGAGUUUGUGUACUAACCAUGAUCUGAGAAAACAGUGGCGAUUCGAUGCAUACGGUCUUGUAAAAGAAGAAAGGCGCCGCAGAAGGACGGACCAUUGUCAUGCUGCGCUUUUGUGCGAAAAUAAUGAAUAAAGGAUUUACGACGUUGUGCCUGAGAGACUAUUCUUUCCCGCUGGAUAACAGUCCACGCAGUGCCGCUACUAAACUUCGCUAUGCGUGGGCUGGAAAAUGAGGCGAAGAGCCCGCCGGAGCAUGCGGUGCUGGUUCCGAUUCCCGACGACGAGUGUACCGUGACCAACCUGGAGGAGGAGGAGAUCGCGGCAGAGAGCUCGUUUCUACAGGUGAAAAAAAUGCGGCUGCGAUUGGCAGUGAUCAUUGAGGUACUCACUUUGCCACAAAACUUGCCACCAGAGUGGGGGCCCGCUAUCCUUUCCAUUUUCCGACACGCUCGGGCGAGGCUCGCGCACCCCUUGAAGAACUUGCGGGAAGAAGCUGCGCGCGUUGUGUCAGGCUUUCUGCGACUGGGAAUCGGCUCUCGGCUUAACACUGGGGAGGCUUGUAUCGAACAGCCCGGUGGGAAAUCGACAGAAUGAAAAUGGAACGUGAUUGAGAUUGUGAAGCAAAAAAAUUGUGGACGACAGCAUUCCUUGUGUAAGUACGUCGUAGCUUCCAAGCAGCGCAUGACAAGCAUGCAGACCCAAUUACGCAGUUGUCGUCAAAGAACAAAGACGACUUCUGCCUGUGUCGUGCUCCUUCGCAGCUCUAUUCCUCACCGUGAACUUGCUUUCAGUCGGCUUCGCUUGCCUCGCUUUCAAUUUCAGAAAUUGUUCGAGCCAUUUUUAUUUUACAAAAUGGCCUGCUCCGUCCUGCAUUACAAAUUGAAAUUAUCUUCUUGCUGCAUGUCUGCAACGAAAAGACGAAAUGCAUUUGGAUUUGCUUAACGGUUUAGGGUUUAGGGUUAACGGAGGCCAUUUCCAUUGUGAGAAUUUUCCAUCUGACGCCUCUAUAGGCUGGAUUAAGAUCCCGGGUGGAGUCUGCAUGGCAAUCACAGACGACGUCCGCGAAACUACACAGAGGCUGGCCGAGAAGCUGCGCGAAGACUUGCAGCAACAGCAGGACGGAGGUGCAAAUAGUCCAGUCAAAAAACCAGGUAUGUCUUGUUGAAAAGGAUUUGCUUCGAUUUUCAUUUCCUAGCCGCAUCAACAUCACUGUUGUAAAGAUCCUUGUUAAUAAUUAUAUUUGACGACCGCGAGGAGCAGGAUGAGGAAAUAUUGAUAUUCGUGCCCUACGAGGCUUGUACUAAAGUUGUGGCUGUGGGGGCGGUUUAUUUUUCACUUUUAGGUUCUCCUUUUCUCUGACUGUAUCCGUUCAACACUGGUAGGUGAACAACAGUUGGCUCACCACUUUGACUGUGGCAUUAAGAUGAAGACUGCGAGUGUGGCUGUAAGUUCUUACAGCCACACUCUCACUCGCAGCCUUCAGUAGGUGGUUGUCGUUGUUAUUCUAUAAUCAUUAACAAUAAAUCAGGUGUGGUCCACAACGCGAACGACAUCGACAAGGCAGGGGCACCGACGUCUUCCAGUGGUGGCGACACAGGUAACAGCCCUACGAAGACUGGCAUGAAAGAGCUACAACGCAAGCCCCACGUGAACGAGUCGAUGGGGGUUUUGCACGUUUUGAUCCAUGCCGUCAGUGCAGGAAAGGCUUUCGCGCUAGACGACUGCUUCUUGAAUUUUGUCGUAUUGUGUUCGACGCACCACGACCAAGAUCUCCGCGGACUGGGAUGGAUGGUCUUGGCACAAGUUGCGUCGGCUGUACCCCCGAACCGUGCUCUUCUUCAGACAUCAGAGAUGCAAACCUCGACCUCGUCGUCCUCCCUCUCCACAGCGGACGACAUUUUGGAGGCCUACCAGGCGAAAAGGCUGCAAAAAUUGGUGCAAGAGUUGAUGGUGGACCGAUGGCCGACGUGGGGCAGCAAAGAGCGCGAGAAGGUGCUGUUGUUUGUCUCGCUUCUGUGUUUAGCAAACGUAGUGGUGUACGAUCUGCUUCCGGAAACCCAAAGCGUUUGCGUCUCGGUCGCAGAGGCAGCCCUGCUAGAUGCUAAGCCGGACGUGAAGUUUGCCGCGAAGCGCCUGCUCACAGCCCUCUUUCUGGCCGAGGAGCAAACCAAACUCUUGCCGAGAUACCGGGUACAGUUACUUUACUUUAUGCAUGAUCUUUUAUAUUUAUUAUUUUCUCAUUUCAUCUGUGCACCAGAACUAGAUCCACAUGUAGUCUCCAUUAAUACGUGUAUGACAAACAUGUUGUUGAACCUUUACGCUGGCAUAAAUUUCACACGACUCAUUCGUAAUUCCAACGUUUCAGGGUGCGUCACCCGGAGCCGGUGUGGCAGGCAAAAAGGCAGACGAGGGGGCUUCUACAAAACCUGAACAAGGUUUGUUAGCAAGCUCAGGAGCGCUCACACCUCUCCAAACGGUGCAGUGUUUGGUGAUUCUGCUUUACGUGAGCAUGGACUUUGGUUCCCCGAAACAGUUUACCGGCGGUGUUAUUGAGGCUCUUGCGCCCUUCGGAAACGGCCGAAAGUUUCAACAGACUAUUUUAACUGAGGUUCAGAACGCCUUUCAGGCUUUUUUGAAAAACCAGCAGCGCAGUGAUAUGACCUGGCGGGAGUGCAGGAAAAAAUUGUCUGCCAAGCAGCUCGACCUCGUGGACGCGUAUAAGGGCAAGUUGAGCUACUUCAGCUAG